AAGGCCGGAGACAGAAAUGUUGACAUUGGUGCCUUGUUUACUAAAUAAAGUUUGGGUUUCCUACUUUAAGAUAUGAAUUAUAAACAAAGAGUUAUCAAAAAUUGUGCGAGAUUCUUCACCAGGCUAACUGUUUUGUUUAAUUAGUUGAAAAAAAUCGUAGUAAUCUCUUUCUUCGUGAUACCUAAGUUUGUUGCAAAUAUGAACAAGAAAAAUUUAUUUUCCUGCAUUUUGGAUAUGCCUUAUGGGCGCACAACACCAUAUCAGUUGUUUGAUGCAGCCAAAAAUAGUCGAGAAUUUGUUCAGAAAUUACAACUUCAAAGAAAAAUACCUGUUCAUGAUGGAUGCGUGAACAGUAUUUGUUGGAAUGAUACUGGAAAAUACCUUUUGUCAGGCUCUGAUGAUCAACAUUUAUCAAUUGUUCGUGGAAAUGACUAUACAGUCCUAGCUUAUAUUCUUACUGGUCACCGUGCUAAUAUAUUCAGUGCUAAAUUUCUGCCAAAUACUGGCGAUUCACAUGUGGUUUCCUGUUCUGGUGAUGGAAUUAUUGUUUUUUCUGAUUUGGAAAGACCUUUAACAAGCUUAAAUAACAAAUUCAACUGUCAUAGAGGAACAGCCUAUGAAAUAAUGACUGUUCCAAACGAUCCCAACACCUUUUUGUCCUGUGGAGAGGAUCGAAGUGUGCGAUGGUUUGAUUUGAGAACUAAAACUUCCUGUAGCAAAGAGGACUGUAAAGAUGAUAUUCUGAUAAAUUGUCAAUCUCCUGUAACAUCAUUAGCUGUGAAUCCUUUGACACCCUACCAACUAGCUGUUGGUUGUGCUGAUGCCUCCGUCCGGAUAUUUGAUCGCAGGAUGCUGAGCACUCAGAAUGCUUCAGGUUUUUGUGCAAGCAAUGGCUUUCAAGCAUUGAUGUCAUGCUUCACAGUUCCAGAAUUUACUCAGAGUAGGCGUAUAACUUCAUUAUGUUACAGUGGAGAUGGGCAAGAAAUGCUUGUCAGUUAUUCAUCUGAUUACAUCUACUUAUUUGAUAUAAGAGACGAUCUUGAAAAGAAACCUAGGUUUCUUUCAGCAGAAGGCUGCUCAAGUGAUUCAAAUAAUGAUUCUGGUUUAUUCUUUCGGGGACGACCAUUGAUGAAGCGGUUAAGAAUAAGAGGCGAUUGGUCUGACACUGGGCCAAAUGCUCGACCUGAAGCUGAAUCUAGAGAUUCAGAAGAAGCUACUUCCUCCAGGUCGAGCAUUGUACGCACAAUGACUAACAUUUUGACAAGGAUGUUAAACACAAGCCAAGCUCGAACUAGAUCAGAAGCAUCUCAUUCAUCAUCAGCUUCAUCUCAUGCUUCGUCUCAGUCAGAAGAUGGAGAUGGUGAGGCUGUUUCUGACUCCAUUGAUGAGGAUGCAGAAGAUCAUGCAAUGGAAGGAGCUAGUGGUUCAAAUGAAAGUAACCCCGAUGUUCCUUCCAAAAGAAAAGAAAAACCUGAAAAAGGAUCUGACCCUUCUAACCAGUCACCUGUUGCAAAAAACAAAUGCAUUAAAAAGACAGACAUUAACCAACCAUCUACAAGCAGUGCCUUUGUAGAAGAUAAACCCACAAAUGAUUCAUAUGGUGCCACCUCUGAACCUAGUACAUCAACUCAUACUGAAGAUAUUCUUGAUAAUGUAAAUAAAUCUGAACCAAGUGCUAGUGAUAGCAAUGUAAAUAAUGUAAAUGAAGAACAAAUAUUAUGUGAUAUGUCUAACGAUUCUGACUUUGAAAGCAUUGAAAAAAAAUUGGAAUCCAGAAGAAAGGAUUUAAUAGAAAAGCAUAACACAGAACCAAUGGUGAACUUACAUUAUUCUGGUCAAAGUGUGAGUAGUGGCCAAAUAACAAUGGAUGUUGCCAACUCUAGUGUUGCUGGUGAGAGACAAUGGAUAGAACAGUCUUUAUCUGAUUUACCAGAACUUCCUACUGAUAUAAGCAACCAAGAACAGCCAAAUGAGACUUCCGACCCACCACCUGAAACCUCUCAAACAAAUGAAGCACAACCAGAUCAUGCCAGCUCUGAAAGUGAUACUGAAGCUGGGAUGCAGUCAAUUCAACCCAAUCAGAAUUUGCUGCCUAUUAUCAGCAACAUUCGAUCUCUUGCCCAUUCAAGUUCCAGCUCUGCUCAGGCUGAAAGUUCAGGAGAAGUGGAUGAUGGCGAAAUGGAGUUGAUGAUGGAAGUGGAUUCAUGGGAUGUAGACAGUGAUGAUGAGUCUAGGCAAAGUUCACGUGCUAGUGGAAGUAGAAGGCGUAGCAUUGAUAGAAUCUCAUCUCGUUUCAUGGAUUCUCUAAACAGUGAAGUCAAAGCUGCCAAUGAAGAACUAAGGAAAGUGGAAGCUCACAUGUCAUUUGUUACUCAACCAAGAGUCAAAAAGAAAUUUACUGGUCAUAGAAAUGCAAGAACUAUGAUUAAGGAGUCUACAUUCUGGGGUGAUAAUUUUAUAAUGAGUGGAUCAGAUUGUGGCCAUAUUUUUAUCUGGGAUCGCCAUACUACUGAAUUAGUGAUGCUAAUGGAGGCUGAUCACCAUGUUGUUAAUUGCUUGCAGCCACACCCAUUUGAUCCAAUUCUUGCAUCAAGCGGCAUUGAUUAUGACAUUAAAUUAUGGGCUCCUACUAGAGAAGAGCCUUUCUUUGAUGAAGAAAAAGCAGGAGAGCUCAUCAGACGCAAUGAAAUAAUGCUGGAGGAGACAAAAGAUACCAUUACUGUUCCGGCAUCAUUUAUGUUUCGAAUGUUUACUUCACUUAAUUACAUGCGAACAGGGCGUGCUUAUAGAUGGAACCGGGCAGCCCGUGAAAUGCGCUCUGCAAAUUCAGAUUCUAAUCGUCGAUAACAUAGUUGAAGUCUAUGAGAGAGUUUCAAGUGUGCAUUUCUUUUGUUAGUUUAUUAUUUUUUGUUUUGUAAAGAGGGCUUUAUUUGGGUAAUUAAGCUAUGUUUGUUUGUGCAAGAUAUUCAUGUGUAUGAGAGGGCAUAUUUAAACUAUUUUCGUUUCAUGACUGUUACAUAUUAUUUAAAUAUAUGUAGUGUUGUAUGUUCAAGUGUUUGUAGUAUCGUAAAUACUGCAUUAUCAAGAUGUACUUUUCUGGAUAUGCAGUUUGGUUUGAAAAACAAAGUGUCCUGUUUAAGGGUAGUUCAGUAUCAAAGUAUUAUAACUAUGUUAAUAAUUAUUAUAUUUUUCGUAGAGAAAUCUUUGCUGAUAUGUCAAUAUACUUCUUUUGAAAAACAAAAUGUGAAAAAUUUUACUGUUCAGUGAUCACCAAGUAGUGUUCAAAAAUAUGUUAUUAAGCCAUAAUUUAUUUGUUGUUGAGUUUUCUGUUGAUUGUUAAAAUUCUAGUUAAUUUUUGCCGAUCAUUUAAAAAAAAAUGGUUAUUGGCUAGGGCUUCGAUAAGAUACUGAAAAAUUCUAAACUUAAUAUGAAUUAUUUAUAAAGAUCUUCCUUAAAAAUGUGUAUUUAUUUUUAUGAAAAGAGUUUCCCCAUUUAUUAUUUUUGUUGUUAAAUUCAAUGUUUUAGUUUAUUCUUUAGUUUGUGAUGUGUAAUAUGUUGUAAUUAUUUAAUAAAAGUAUAAACAUUUUUAUCUGUA
Argiope bruennichi is the source of this 3595-nucleotide messenger RNA. RefSeq names its product DDB1- and CUL4-associated factor 6-like. Gene Ontology annotation, molecular function: protein binding. The record is from RefSeq and is a predicted model, not a curated record. NCBI's taxonomy places the organism in Eukaryota, Metazoa, Arthropoda, Arachnida, Araneae, Araneidae. Gene Ontology annotation, biological process: positive regulation of transcription by RNA polymerase II. Bases 199 to 2847 code for a protein of 882 amino acids. Gene Ontology annotation, cellular component: Cul4-RING E3 ubiquitin ligase complex; cytoplasm. The transcript is spliced from 18 exons.